GAAUAAAGAUGGUGGCCGAAGAGGAUCCGCGUUAUUUUGUGCUCCUGAAAAUCUCUCGAAUUGUGGUGAAAAUCGCGGAAAAAUGUGCUAAUUAGUUGUUGAGGAGUGAUAUGAAAAUCACCCGGGACGGAUGUUGCCGUUUGCCAAUGUGUGACAGUGCUUAUUUUUCGCGUAUUGUCCGUUCGAGAAACAUCUGUGCUGCCGAGAAGUGUGGGGCUUUUUUGGAGGCUCACUGAACACAAGCGGAGGAAAAGGACGGAAUUCACGGAGUCGGCGAUUUUCGCAUUUGCGGAAAAUUGGGAGGAGCGUUGUGGCAACACUGCCGGAGAGAAGGACUGGUAGAAGAAAGUGAGGAAAAUGGUUGUCGGAGAAUCAACGGAGGCAGGAGCGGCAAAUGCCCUGCCAACACCUCAAACGACAGCACCAACUGGCUUCCCCAACCAGGCUGCUGUGGACAAUAUAAUGAGUGGUAUCGGGAAUACAGGAACUGUUAAGUUGAAUAAUCACAGGAAGAAACUUCGACAGAGGUUCGACAUAAUUAAGAAACUGGGACAGGGUACUUAUGGCAAAGUGCAGCUCGGCAUCAACAAGGAGACUAGUCAGGAGGUGGCCAUAAAGACGAUUAAGAAAUGCAAGAUUGAAACUGAAGCGGAUCUCAUAAGGAUCCGACGUGAGGUGCAGAUCAUGAGUUCUGUGCAACACCCCAAUAUUAUUCACAUUUACGAAGUAUUUGAGAAUCGUGAGAAGAUGGUGCUAGUCAUGGAAUUUGCGGCGGGUGGUGAGCUGUAUGAUUAUCUGUCGGAGAGGAAGGUGCUGUCCGAGGAGGAGGCUCGUCGGGUGUUCAGACAAAUCGCAACAGCUGUUUACUACUGUCACAAGCACAAGAUAUGCCAUCGUGAUCUUAAAUUAGAGAAUAUUCUCUUGGAUGAGAAUGGCAACGCAAAGAUUGCAGACUUUGGUCUGUCCAAUGUGUUCGACGAGCAAAGACUGUUGGCGACAUUCUGCGGCUCGCCCCUGUACGCCUCGCCGGAGAUCGUCAAGGGGACGCCGUAUCAGGGCCCGGAGGUGGAUUGCUGGUCUCUUGGGGUGUUGCUGUACACGCUCGUGUACGGCGCCAUGCCCUUCGACGGCUCCAAUUUCAAGCGGCUGGUGAAACAGAUCAGUCAGGGUGAUUACUAUGAGCCGAAGAAGCCCUCGCCAGCAUCGCCGCUGAUCCGCGAGAUGCUGACAGUGUGUCCGCAGCGGAGAGCGACCAUUGAGCAGAUUUGCAAUCAUUGGUGGGUAAAUGAGGGCUAUCAGGAGUCGUGCUUGGAUCUGGCCGAAGAGCUGGCCAACCAAACACCCGUGCGAUUGGAUGUUCUUCUUUCUCUGGCGCCGUCUUCCGUGACGGCGGAUCAGCUUGUGGUGCCCGGCGUAGAGGAUGGCAAGUCCACAGAUCGCGUGACAAGAAGUCAUUCAGUUGGAUCAAUCAUCGACUUGGCCAGCACUGAAGCUGAGAGGAGGAUUAUCGAUAUGGUUCAAGCGGGUGGAGAAGCAGCUUUGAUGCCCUCGCCAACGAGGACAAUCACCCCAGCCGAGAGUCCUGCGCAACCAAAGCGGAAACUGGAGACGACGGUAUCCAUGGAGAAUGCAACAGGUGCAAAGAAGAAGGAGAAGCCCACAGAUAACCUGAGGAAUGAAUCUCUGACUAUAGUGGAGGCGAUGGACGUUGAUCCCGGAAUGGCUGAGGGUCAACCUGAGGCAAUUGCUGAGAAAGCGAAAGAGCCUGCAGCUGGUGAGGUGCUGGCGGAUAUCAAGGAGGAAGUUGCUAGCAAGGAGAGCAGUCCGGAGAAGAAGAAGGUGGUGAAGAAGAAGACAUCGCCAGCGAAGGUGGAUGAGGAGGAGGCGGUGAAGGAGAAGACGCCCGUGAAGGUGGUGAAGAAGACGGCAAGUAAGAACAAGACGGCGGAUUUGGCAGCGACAAUUAAGGAAGUAGCCGAUGAGGAGGUGACGACACCGCCUGAGCGCAAGAACAGCCUUCCCGAUGAGAGUCUCACGAAGCCGACGGAAAGACGGCGCUCACGUAUUUUCGAGACGGCGGAAAAAUUCCAAAAUAUGGCCAAUCAAGCGAGUGAUAGAGCGAAGAAGUUUGUGGUGCCCGGCGUGAAGAGAGACACGGAGCGUCGUGCUUCCGUGCCGGUGGCGGAGUGCGUGGAGAAGGAGACGACAUCCCAGACAGUGCAGCAGAGUGAGGAGGCGAAGAGUGAGAAUGCAGAGAGUGUGCUGAAGUCGGGAGUGAAUAAGUCAAGCCCAGAUGAUUUGCAGAGCAGCGACUCGAAAGGCUCGGUGCAGAGCUUCUCACUGGAGGAGGCGAGGAGGUCGAUGGAAAAUUCAAUUGCACUGCUCAAUCAGGCUCGAAAUGAAUCGAAUCCUGAUGUUGAUCAACUAUGUGCCAAGACUGAAAAUGUGGCUGUUUCUGACGAGAAUGCCGAGCGUCAGCGAAAACUGAAGAAUGCCAGAGAAAUAAUUGGUAAUGCCAUACAGCCUGGAAGAUUAUGCAUGGGUAUUCGCAAACCGCCUGUGCCGUUUGGCAUCAAUGGACGGUCAAUAUCGGGAAGUGUGGUGCCAUCGGCGACGGGAAGUGAGAAGAAAUCGAUGCGCCUGCAAGUUGGACCGGAUCCAAGUGAUGUGAGGACGGCCACAUUUUCAGUAUCAACUCCGGAACAGAGGACUUUCGACAAGGAGCCUCUGACUGCCUCACUGGCGAAACCUGUGGCCGUUACCACUCAACCGGAGACUCCGAGUGAGGGCACAAUGAAGACGUCACGUGCGGAAAUUGUCCUGAAAUCUGCCACUCUGCCGCGGCGCAAGGUGAAGCCGGACACGGCCCUGGAGACGACGAGCAGCAAGCCAGAUACGGGAAUGCGCUUCUCCACUGAGAUGCAGCAUCAGAUGCCGGAUUUGCGAAGUGCACCCAUUCGUGAACAUUCAACACCCUACAGUCCAUUGUCACUCCAUCAGCGUGCCAUGAGCCUGGAGCCGCAGGCGAAGGAGCACUUCGUGCCAAUUGCCCGUCCCUCGAAUUACAUCAAGACGACAACAUCUUCCAAUCCCUUCCGGGCAGCAUCGCUCUCGCGCCAGUCGACGAAUGAGUCCGACACGGAGACAACGACAACCACGUCGGCCACGCAGAGUCAACAGAACGUGGCGGGCGGAGCAAAUCAGCCGAUUAAAAAGAGCCCCAGGGAAUUCAUCAUUCCCAUCGCGGUGGAAGGUGGCGGCUACAUUACUCCGCGAGCUGGCAGUCUUGAGCCGUCGGAAUCCACUGCCAGUGGCUCGACAUUUAGGAGCACAGCGAGUCGCACCAAGAGACUUGGGUCAUUGCUGGGUGAGCGCGAUUCCGAGGAGGAUUCGCUAUUCAACAAGCUCCAUCGUCACACAUCACUGACUAAGGAGAGUGACACGGAUGAGCCGAGAUUUCAUUCUAUGCAUCGUCUGAGGAGUACUCGUCCUGUGAAGAAGAUAAAUCAGGAUCCUUCAGCGGAUUCUGCAAGUUCCGGCGAAGAUGACGACGAGGAUGGAUUUGAAAUUCUCACAGCAGAGAAUCUCUUUUCAACUCUACUGCAACGAGUGCGUGCCCUGACAAAUCGGAUAAAUGUGAACAACGAAACAACAUCGGGCUUCCCAAGUUCGAGAUUUAUGAGCAACCUGAGACAGGGACACAGUCCCUUCUGGCAUCACGAUCCGUUCGGCAGUACCACUCACCCAUCUCACCAAAGUUACUCAUAUAGGAGUGAAACAGUUGAAACCAAAGUAACUCGCCUCAACAAUGGCGGUCAUCCGUGGCGAACUAGCAUGACCCGUGACCUGACGGCCGACAUUGACUCAAUGUUCUCGCGCUCAACAGGAGCCACUCUGCCAAGAGGGCCGAAGAAUAAGUAUAAGAGAGGCGGGAUUGAUCAUGAUGGCACGGAUGUGGUGGACAAUGGCGAGAAUCUGGAUCUGGCGGACUUGGACUUGUCUCAGUUGCGUCUGACGAAGAAGGAUCUCGAGACACUGUCCAGCAUCACGCCGGCGCUGUCAAAGCGCGUUCAAGAUCAACUGUUGGCCAAGUUGCCGCCCAAUCAAGCCAAGAAGCUCUCGCGCACGCUGUCAAUGCAGAACAAUGCGUCGCAAAGUGCUAAUCAGAAGAUUUACAAGAGGAGUUUGAGUGGCGGCAGAGAUAUCAGUGAUGGGAAGCCAGAUCUCAUUAAAGACGUUACAGAUUUGGGCGGAAAGGCCACAGAUCUGGACAGAGACAGCAUCUUCCGGCGCAGUUUGAGCAGAACGAGAUACGACACUGGUGAGAAAGAGUCCAGAAGCUCCAGCAGAUGCAGGGAUUCACUCAGAUCUUCCUACUCGAGUGACGCCAGUGAUAAGUACAAGACCUACUCGCACUCGCCCUAUUCGGACAACUUGACGGUGGACAGGAAGAGUGACUACGACAAGCCACCCUCACCGUACAGGUACUACGACACUCUGCCGCCCAGAUCGUCUUGCAUAAGCCCCACAAAAGAGCAAUACGGACGCCCUCCGAUUGGCGGCUGUCUCUCUCCUCCGCCUGUUCUCAGCUCUGACAACAGCGUCUUGAGGAGGAGAUCGUCCCAGAGGCGGAUUUCACGCUUCCUGCGUCCUGAUUUCUUCGACACGCCGCGCGAGGAGAGCAUCUACGUGGCAGACAAGGAGUCUCGCGAUGCGGAAUCGCAGAAGAUUCUGCGCGAGAUCAGGGAGAGGAGCCGCGAAAGGAGUCGUGACAGAGCGCUGGACUAUGAUCGCUACAAAAGGGAAUCCAGUGAGGAUCGCCUGACGUACUUCUCAGACAAAUACACGCCGGAGGUUAGGAAGCAUCUCGUCAAUUGUCCGCAAUACAACUCUGAUCCCGUGGCGAAUGCCCUGGAUCUCAUCAGUACGCGCAGGAGGAGUUUGUCGCGAUCUCGUGAUUUGUCAGAAGGUGCCAAAAGCUGUGACAGUGAGAUCUCUCUCACAGACAGGAUUCUCAAUGAAUUGCAGAACAUUAGUCGCGCGAAGGCGGAGAAUUCGAUUGAAGAGCCACCAAUCAAGACUAAAGUGAAGAAAUCAAAAUCGAAGUCUGAUAGUUCUGAAAGAACCGGGGAGGAGAAGGUGAAGAAGCAGAAAUCAAAGAGCAAAAUUCCUGCCAAAGCAGAUUCAAAUCAAUCCUGUUUGCCUGCCAAUGAAAUGGAUCUCGUGAAGAAUCUCACAGAGCAGAUAAAUUCAGUGAAUCUCCUGCUGGAGAAUCCGCCAAGUGAGGAGAAGACGAAGAAGGAAUCAAAGUUAAUGCGUCCCAAGUCUUAUCCCAGCAAGGAGCCGGAGAAAGUGAAGAAAAUCUCUCCGGAUAAGAGCAAAUUGGCACUUGUGAGUGAGCAAGAAGUGCUCAGAGAGGCUCAACAAUUGCCCGUGCAGGAGGAGAAAUCUCAGAUGCGGCCCAAGAGCUUCCCCAACUCAAAAUUGACACCCCCGAAGGAACUCAAGGAGUUCAAGAAGUCCAUGGAAAUCAAUGGGAGCGCCCCAGUAGAGAAGAUGUCGAAGAACAGUAAAUCCCCGGUGGAAUCUGGAAGCUCCACUGCCACGAAAACAACGAAGAAAGUCGUGAAGGUUGUGAAGAAGUCACCGCCAAAGCCCGAAAACGGUGAGAAGAUGGAGAAGAGUCCUGUCAAACAGGAGGAGAUCCGGGAGAAGUCGCCUGAGAAGAAGAGCAGGGGAUUCUUAUACAGCAUUAGCCAGAAAUUUGAGAAGCUGAAGGAGAAUACGAAAGGCAAAGAGAAGAAGAAUCCUACUAAAUCCGUUGAGAAGUCCAAAUCGAAGGAAUGCGUGUUGAAUGGGGGAGAGAACAUCCCAUCAACUGGGAAUGCAGAGGAGAUUCCUGUGGUGUUGGUGAAGAAGAAGAGAUCAAAGACCACAGAAGGACUCGCUGAAGAGUCCCGUGCAGAGGACAAGAGUCAAGCUGCUAAUAAACUCGACAGGAAGUCGAAGAUUGAUGCAAUGAUACGGAAUCUGAGGGAGAGAUCUGUGCCCAGAGGCUCAGGAAUAACAGAAUCUGGCCUGAUAAAGCGGGCUGUGAGUGUGGAGGACAUGCCAGGAGCCUUCAACAAGUGCAGCGUCAAUCGCGUCUUGGGAUUGUUCAAGAAGAUCGAAAAGGAGAGUCAGGAUGUGAAUCGCGUGAGGAAUACGAAGAGCAUUGGAAAUGUCGUGGGGCUUCAGGCGGAGAUGAAUGGCGUGAAGGAGAGACCCAAGUCCAGUGGCUUCGUGAGCAAGUUGAAGAAGACUUAUCCAUACACGGGAGCCAAGAGUGACACCAUUGUGACCAUAACGGAGGCUCUGCAGAAGCAACAGAUAGGCAAGCAGGACAAAAUGAAUGGGAACACGAAGAUUCCCAUGAAAUGUCUGCCCAAUUGUCCGGAAUGUGGCGAGGAGGCGAGUGCUGUUCAGGUCACGAAGAGGCAUUCCAACGGAGACGCCAUGGGACAGAGUAUGGAGGAGAAGGAGCGCAUCAGGAACAACAGGAAGGGUCUUAUGCUGGACUUCACGAAGCUCGAGUGCUGUCCAGAAAGCAAAAGGCACUCAAUGGUUGAGCCAAAGGUGACGAACUACACCAAUAACAACUUGGCCAACCAUUCCGCCGCGACAGAAAUCAACCAGAAUCAUCUGCACACUCCCUCGUCGGACUACAUGGCCAGUUACUCCUCAGAUAGCCGGAGUCCCUAUGAUAUCGACUGCGGCGCCUCGACCAGCACGUUCUUCUCGCCCACGGACGAGCCAGAGCUGUACUUUGAUGACUGGUCAGUUUGCUCUGAUGAUCACCUGAUUGUCAACUCUCCGCCGCCGCUCACGAAGCUCUCGCACAAUCCAGUGCACGUGAUUUCUCCGCAGCACAGCCAUCCAGCGUCCGUGGAGAGCAUCGUGGACCGCAUUCGACGGAAGAGUUUCUACACGCGCUUCAAUGAGAAGAAGCCCAAACGCGUAAGCACAAUCGUGGGCCCCGCGGCCAAGGACUACUAUCGCGACUCCACGUCGCGGUCCAAAUCCCGUCCGCCGGAGUACAUCAAGUCGCCCACAAUAACCAUUGGCGAUCACUCACGCGGAGUUCACGAGUACUACAGGCCGCUGCGAAUGCCCACGGACUCCACCACGUCCUCGUCAAGCAGCAGCAGCAAGCACAACUCGGCGCCGGUGAAUGGUUAUCGAUCGGUAGACUUCCUGCCGCAGCGAGAGUAUCUGCGGAGGCCCAACUACUCGGCGGAUCUCGGCUAUCAGGUGAAGAACACACCGGGCAACAGGAGCAGCCUCUAUGGCGAGGGCAAUUCCAUCUACAGCACCUACAGCCCGAAGCGAAGAGUGUCCUAUGCCAGCGGCGGACCCAUUGACACCUACGCGACGCUGGGCAGGAAGUCUGCAGGCCUCCUCGUGGGCAAGUGCGUGGAGAAUGGAGCCAAUCCAAGCAAUAACUUCUACGUGAGGACAUCCUCUGCUCUUCCCUCGCGCAGAAGUCCAACGACAAACAUUUGAUCGAAGCCACAGCAUCAAUUGGAGGUGAUCUUCGGGCGCAAUUGUUUCUGCAUCUUCAAGCCGUGAUUGCGAGAGCAAACAUUCAAAUAAGAUUAUGUCGAUUCGACAAGUAAGCAAAAGAGAGAAUACAGAUUACAAAGAAGUACAUUUACCACAGGAAAUGUGGCAGAAUGAGAUUUAAAAUACACACGAAGAUAUAUUCUAAAGUGGAUGAAUUUUUAGGGACUGUUUAUUCUUUUAUAAUGUUUUUUAGACAAUUUGGGAUAUAUUUGAUGAGAUUAAAUGAAAUUUGAACAUGAGGAUGCGUGAAAAGAACUUCCAAACAGAUACUUUUUUAUUCUUAGCCUCGUUUGUCCUCCUAAAUGAGCGUUUCACACAUCCCAAAAAAAAAACAUUGGACAAUUUUUAUAUGAGCGACCUUUUAACACUCUUUUUGUAUACAAAUCAGCAAGUUUUAAAGAGAUUAACGAAAGGCAGUAUCGCGCACAAGAGAAGGUGGUUGGGAAUUUGUAGAAUGAUUAGAGAAAGAGAGAAGGAAUAAUUCAAUAAUAUUGUUAACGUUUUUAGCGCAAUUUUUCCCGCCUCUCAGCGCGAGAGGAGGAAUAAAUGUGUUGAUGAAAAAUAACUAUAUCUCCUAGUAAACUUAGCCAAGUGAGAAGUAAUAAAUGAAAGUCUUAGUGUCCUUACGAAUCAAAUGAAUUGUUAAUUUUAAUCAAUUUCUAAUAUCUAUUGUAGAACAAUUGGAAAUGAGAAAUAGAAAUGCAAUUGAAAUUUUUGUAGUUUGUUGGAGAUUGGCGGAUGUUUUUUUCUUCUCAAAUUAGUUUGAAUCCUAGCCUUACAAUUGAUAUGAUUUAUGCCAAGAGUGGAGGUGAGAAAAAUCAUGAAAUUAUUUAUAUACGUGUAUAUUAUUUAAAUAAACCAAUAUAUACAGAAUUAGAAA
This is a messenger RNA of Phlebotomus argentipes, 8482 nucleotides long. RefSeq names its product serine-rich adhesin for platelets (gene Nuak1). Gene Ontology annotation, molecular function: ATP binding; protein serine/threonine kinase activity; tau-protein kinase activity. Lineage: Eukaryota; Metazoa; Arthropoda; Insecta; Diptera; Psychodidae. Gene Ontology annotation, biological process: protein phosphorylation; intracellular signal transduction; microtubule cytoskeleton organization. The transcript is spliced from 16 exons. The record is from RefSeq and is a predicted model, not a curated record. Gene Ontology annotation, cellular component: cytoplasm. Bases 358 to 7542 code for a protein of 2394 amino acids.